This is a messenger RNA of Owenia fusiformis, 2807 nucleotides long. The record is from the annotation of a GenBank genome assembly. NCBI's taxonomy places the organism in Eukaryota, Metazoa, Annelida, Polychaeta, Sabellida, Oweniidae.
CAUUUUUCCCUGUGUAGUUUAUACAGGGUAUCCAUAAAGUCACUUUACACAGAUUUUGUAUUUUCUGGAUAAUGACUCUCAAUACAAUAUGCUUGGAUAUAUACAGGCUCAAACAUAGAUGGGUCUCUAUGGUUAUAUCAAGGUUAUGGUCUGAUUAAAUAUUUAAUGUUGAAGGUGAAAUGAUCAUAUGGGUCAAGAUCGUUUCUAGGUUGAAGUAAUGAUACUAGGUCAAGGUCACUUGAAAGAUACACAUUUGAAUCCCUGACAACAAAUACAACCAUAUGCAUAUUAAGGUAAUCAAAGGCCAAGGUCACAUUGAGAUGUCAAGGCCAUCUGAAAGGUCAGUUUAUAGUUGUUGUUUUUGUUAUCUCUUUGUCCCUUGCUGGUCUAAGGAGGUUUUGCCAACAAAUACUCACUUUCAUGAGUAGUAAUUUAUUUUAGAUACAGUAAAACCUGUCUUAAAAAUUGUUCCACGUUGGAGGAACCUGGCUUGCUAAGUUAACAUGGGUCACUGAGUUGAUUUGGAUUUGAGUUAACCUGAGUCACUGAGUUGAUUUGGAUUUGAGUUAACUUGGGUCACUGUGUUGAUUCGAGUCUGACUGGGUCCAGCUUAACAAGGACCUUGUGUCUCAUCAGUUAUUUUUGGAUCUUCUUUUGUUUUCCGGCUACAUCUGCAUAUCAAUCUGGCUAAUACUCUACGGAAUUGUUUUGAGAAAACAAAAUAUAUAGUGAAGUUUAUCGCUGAGUUUAAAGCCACGAGGGUUGUACCUACAGAGUAAAAGAAUCUUCUCGCAGUCUGAUCUGGAACUUUGAUCCCCCAGUUGUGUAGUGUGUAGACCACGCUGAUAGCAAAUGCAGGGAACUGGCAGAGCAGAAAUACCAGCACGAUAGUUGAUAACAUAAUCGUAGUACGUCUCUCUUUGGUUGUCGACUUAUUUUCUUUAUAUUUGUUCAUUGUUUUUGAUGGACUACAUGCUUUACGUAUUGUGACUAUGAUUCGUAGAUUGAGGAUAACUAGUGUUAUGGCAGGAAUUAUAAAAUUGAUUGAAUAAAAAAGAAAUGUGAUGUACACCAACGAGUAAAUACGUCCAUUGAGUGCCAUAUAUGCUGAGUAUCCACCAGUCACCUCCAGAUUUCCUGUACAUAGGUCCCACUCAACUGGGAUUUUAUCAAAGAACUUAGGAAUAUUAAAACCUGUUGCAAAUACCAAUGUGGAGCUUGCUAACUUCCUAACUCUUGUGAUCGUACACCAUUUCUUAACACUGAAUGGGUAACAGAUAGCGAUGUAGCGUUCAAUUGUUAUACACACAACACACAGUACAGCCCAGAGUCUAGUUAUUGAAGAAAAUGUCCAGUUAAAUCUAUACCAAUGGGCAUAUUUACCAAAAAAUGGAUCAAUAUUAGUAUAAUCCCAUGUUGUCCGUAAUGUUGAGCUUAUAAAGGCGCUAAUGAGACAGAAUGUAUCUGAAGUACAUAAUGUCUGGAGUAGUAUCUUUGUGGUCUUUCCUGUGAUACAUCCCUUCUGUAGUACUACUAUAGAGGUGAUGUUCCCUGCUAUUCCAAGUAUACAUAUGAUUCCUACUACAUACACGUCCAUUAUAAUACGAAAUGUGAUAAGUCCUGAUGUGGGAAGAGGCGUUGGUGGUGGACAUGUUACAUUUGUUGUUUGGAUAUCAGUUAGUACAUGCUCAGUUUGUGUCAGUGUGUCUUUGAUUGUUGACAUCAAUGUGUCUAAAGUUGUUGACAUUAAUGUGUCUGUGGUUGUUGAUGUGUCCAUAGUUGUUGAUAUCAAUGUUUCUGUUGUUGUUGACAUCAAUGAAUCUUUGGCUGUUGACAUCAAAGUGUUUGUGAUUGUUGGCAUCAAUGUGUCUGCAGUUGUUGAAACCAUCGAUGUGUCUGCUGUCAUUGACAUCAAUGAGACUGCGGCUGUUGAAGCUAAAUCCUUUGUGAUUGUUGGCAUUAAUGUUUCUGCAGUCGUUGGUAUCAAUGUGUCUGCUGUUAUUGACAUCAUUGACAUGUCUGCAGUUGUUGGUAUCAAUGUGUCUGUGGCUGUUGAGAUCAAAGUGUUUGUAAUUGAUGACACCAAUGUGUCUGCAGUUGUUGGUAUCAAUGUGUCUGCUGUUGUUGACAUCAUUGACGUGUCUGCAGUUGUUGGUAUCAAUGAGUCUGUGGCUGUUGACUUCAAAGUGUUUGUGAUUGUUGACAUCAGUGUGUCUGUAGUUGUUGAUAUUAGUGUGUCUGCUGUUGAUGACAUCAUUGACGUGUCUGCAGUUGUUGGUAUCAAUGAGUCUGUGGCUGUUGACUUCAAAGUGUUUGUGAUUGUUGACAUCAGUGUGUCUGUAGUUGUUGAUAUUAGCGUGUCUGCUGUUGACAUCAUAAAUGUGUCUGCAGUUGUUGACAUUAAUGUGUGGUUGUUGACAUCGGCAUGUCUUCUGUUGUUGACAUCAUUGUGUCUGCAGUUAUUGACAUUGAUUCAUCUGAAUGUUUUUCAUGAAUAUAUCUGUAUGAGUGUCGGUCACAUUCUUGUUAUACCCCACAUUUUUCAGUUAUUUUAUAUUUACUUCCUAUCACUUAUAACACUUCAUUUUUGUGUUAUUUGAAACUUUAGAGUAUGUCUUUGUUUAAAAUGUACACUAUCAUAUAAUACUAUUAUAUACUAACCAAGAAAGGCUUUAUUGGCUCAACAAAUUGUGAUUCAUUUCCUACUUAUCCGAUUAUGUUUUAUGCAACAUGCUUUGUUAUAUUUCUGUUACAUUGUACAGUUUAUACAUGAUACCCUUGGAUUAAGCAUAAAUUUAUGGUGUUCU